This is a messenger RNA of Cylas formicarius (sweet potato weevil), 879 nucleotides long. RefSeq names its product beta-1,3-glucan-binding protein 1-like. NCBI's taxonomy places the organism in Eukaryota, Metazoa, Arthropoda, Insecta, Coleoptera, Brentidae. The transcript is spliced from 2 exons. Bases 14 to 796 code for a protein of 260 amino acids. The record is from RefSeq and is a predicted model, not a curated record. Gene Ontology annotation, molecular function: carbohydrate binding.
AUCCGAAUCGAACAUGAAGAGGUUCGUAUUAAGUCUGACCGUUUGCUUCGUGGCGAUCGUUGAAGGACGCCAUGUGCGAAGUCUAUACACGGUACCCGAACCCAAGAUUUCCGUCUUUGACGAAGGUUUCCGCGUAAGCGUACCUCACGAAAAUGGCAUCCAUCUGUUCGCGUUCCACGGCAAGAUCAACGAAAAAAUGGAUGGACUUGAGGCAGGACAGUUUUCCAAAGACAUACUAAGCAGGACCGGAGAGCAAUGGGUUUUUGAAGAUCGUUCCACGAAGUUGAAAAUCGGAGAUGUGAUUUACUAUUGGUUAUUUAUUAUCAGAGACGGACUUGGAUACAGAUACGACCAUGGAAGAUUUGUCGUUGAGGAAAUAGUUCCAUACCAUCCUCUGGAAGAUACUUCGCUGAGCUCAGGUACUCAGACCGAUUCGACCAAGGGUACUUCUUGCGAAACAUUAACCCUAAACCUGUCGGAGGCGAUCGUAAACCUGACCAGAGAGUUGCAAAAAGCUCGAGAACUCAACAGACUGCUCAGGGAUAUGGCUGCGAGAGAUACGCUGUACUCGACCAGGCUUAAACUUUAUGGUGCCUUGCCUGAAGGCGACUCCCCUAAGAAUGUCGUUCAGCGAGUGGUGAAUGAGAAGCUAAAGUCCGAAGUAAAAAUCGUCGACGCAGUCUUGAACGCCAACAAGAGUAUCACUUUUCAAGUCGGGUCCUUGCAAGAUAAAAUUGAUCUUGUAGUCGCCUCAAGGAGUUUGUUGAAGAAUUCCGAUAUUGAUGUAACUUACUAAUAGUCUGUGAUAUGAUGUAUAUAGUGAUGUGUAAAUAAAAAAAUUGGUUGCAAUAAAACAGGAUUAGUACAAUGGUAACAAUA